CUCCCGGAGCCAUCCGAGGACCAUCAGCCCUCGUGCCCUCGGCCUGUGCCGUCUCCUCCGGCCUGACCCUGGGGCCGGGGGUGGGAGGCGGCUUCCGCCAGAGAGGAGCGGGCUGUGGUGGCCACCGCGGCGGAGCCUGAGUUCUUUAGCCAUGAAAAUGGUAUGCACAGUCUUGAACAUGUACUCUCCAUGCUGAUGGGACAGGAUCCAAUAUGAAUAUAAAUGAUGGAGGAAGACGACGCUUUGAGGAUAAUGAACAUACAUUACAUAUAUAUCCCGGGACAAUUUCAGAAGGAACAAUCUACUGUCCAGUCCCUGCCGGAAAAAACUCCACAGCGGCUGAGGUGAUUGAGUCUCUUAUAAAUAGACUUCAUCUUGACAAAACAAAAUGUUAUGUUCUAGCAGAGGUAAAGGAAUUUGGUGGAGAAGAAUGGAUACUCAAUCCAACAGACUGUCCUGUUCAGCGAAUGAUGUUGUGGCCCCGAAUGGCUCUGGAAAAUCGCCUGAGUGGAGAGGACUACCGCUUUCUUCUGAGAGAAAAAAACCUUGAUGGAUCAAUCCAUUAUGGCAGUCUUCAGUCAUGGCUACGGGUAACAGAAGAACGUCGCAGGAUGAUGGAACGGGGUUUUCUUCCACAGCCUCAGCAGAAAGACUUUGAUGAUUUAUGUAGCUUACCUGAUUUGAAUGAGAAAACUCUAUUAGAAAACUUACGAAAUCGUUUUAAGCACGAAAAAAUUUAUACCUAUGUUGGCAGUAUUCUAAUAGUUAUUAACCCUUUCAAAUUUCUUCCUAUUUAUAACCCUAAGUAUGUCAAAAUGUAUGAUAACCACCAGUUGGGAAAACUUGAGCCCCAUAUUUAUGCUGUAGCUGAUGUAGCUUAUCAUGCCAUGCUUCAGCGCAAAAAGAAUCAAUGCGUCGUGAUUUCUGGAGAGAGUGGUUCUGGGAAGACUCAAAGCACAAACUUUCUUAUUCAUCACCUUACUGCUCUCAGUCAGAAAGGAUUUGCCAGUGGAGUGGAACAAAUUAUUCUUGGAGCUGGGCCAGUACUUGAGGCAUUUGGAAAUGCAAAGACAGCUCAUAAUAAUAAUUCAAGUCGUUUUGGCAAGUUUAUUCAAGUGAAUUACCAAGAAACAGGCACUGUACUUGGUGCCUAUGUUGAAAAAUAUCUACUGGAGAAGUCCAGACUCGUUUAUCAAGAGCAUAAUGAACGGAACUAUCAUGUAUUCUAUUACCUCCUGGCAGGAGCAAGUGAAGAAGAGAGAUUAGCAUUCCAUCUUAAACAACCAGAAGGAUAUCAUUAUCUCAAUCAGAUAACAAAGAAACCCCUCAGACAGAGCUGGGAUGAUUAUUGCUAUGAUUCUGAGCCGGAUUGCUUCACAGUGGAGGGGGAAGAUUUGAGGCAUGACUUUGAGCGCUUACAACUGGCCAUGGAAAUGGUAGGAUUUCUUCCCAAAACACGAAGACAGAUUUUCUCUCUUCUCUCAGCAAUACUACACUUGGGUAAUAUCUGUUAUAAAAAGAAGACAUACCGGGAUGACUCCAUAGAUAUCUGUAAUCUUGAAGUUCUGCCAAUUGUCUCAGAAUUAUUAGAAGUUAAAGAAGAGAUGCUAUUUGAAGCAUUAGUUACGAGGAAGACUGUGACAGUGGGAGAAAAGCUUAUUUUACCAUACAAGCUGGCAGAGGCUGUGACAGUGAGGAAUUCCAUGGCUAAGUCUUUAUAUAGCGCCCUCUUUGACUGGAUAGUUUUUCGAAUUAAUCACGCACUUCUGAAUACUAAAGAUUUGAAACAAAAUACCAAGACUUUGUCCAUUGGUGUUCUUGAUAUAUUUGGGUUUGAAGAUUAUGAAAAUAAUAGCUUUGAACAGUUCUGUAUUAAUUUUGCUAAUGAACGUUUACAACACUACUUUAAUCAGCAUAUCUUUAAAUUGGAGCAGGAGGAAUACAGAACUGAAGGUAUCAGCUGGCAUACUAUAGAUUAUAUUGAUAAUACCUGUUGCAUAAAUCUUAUUAGCAAAAAACCAACAGGACUGCUCCAUCUUUUGGAUGAAGAAAGCAACUUUCCACAGGCUACAAAUCAAACAUUGCUAGACAAAUUUAAGCAUCAACAUGAAGAGAAUUCUUACAUUGAAUUUCCAGCUGUGAUGGAGCCUGCUUUCAUUAUAAAACAUUAUGCUGGGAAAGUAAAAUAUGGAGUGAAGGAUUUCCGGGAAAAAAAUACAGAUCAUAUGCGCCCUGACAUUGUAGCUCUUCUGAGAAGUAGCAAGAGUGCUUUUAUCUCUGGGAUGAUUGGAAUUGAUCCUGUAGCUGUUUUCCGGUGGGCAGUUCUCAGAGCUUUUUUCAGAGCCAUGGUUGCUUUCAGGGAAGCUGGGAAAAGACACAUUCAGAGAAAAACUGGACAUGAUGAUACAGCGCCAUGUGCAAUUUUGAAAAGUAUGGAUAGUUUUAGCUUUCUUCAACACCCAGUCCACCAGAGGAGCUUAGAGAUUCUGCAGAGGUGCAAGGAAGAGAAGUACAGUAUAACCCGGAAAAAUCCCAGAACACCACUUUCUGAUCUACAGGGCAUGAAUACUCUUAAUGAAAAAAACCAACACGAUACAUUUGAUACUGCCUGGAAUAGCAGAACUGGGAUUCGCCAGAGCCGGCUAUCGAGUAGCACAUCCUUUCUUGACAAAGAUGGGAUAUUUGCUAAUUCCGCUAGCAGCAAACUCUUGGAGAGAGCCCGUGGAAUCCUUACGAGAAACAAAAACUUCAAAUCCAAGCCUGGCCUUCCAAAGCAUUUGCUAGACGUAAAUUCUUUAAAGCAUCUGACAAGACUGACCCUACAGGAUCGUAUUACCAAGUCUCUUCUUCAUUUGCACAAGAAGAAGAAACCUCCUAGUAUCAGUGCCCAGUUUCAGGCCUCAUUAAGCAAACUGAUGGAGACACUUGGUCAAGCAGAACCGUAUUUUGUAAAAUGCAUUAGAUCUAAUGCCGAAAAGCUACCAUUAAGGUUCAAUGAUUCCUUGGUACUUAGACAGCUUCGGUACACUGGGAUGCUGGAGACAGUUCGAAUUCGCCAAUCAGGAUACAGUUGUAAAUAUUCUUUCCAGGAUUUUGUGAGCCACUUCCAUGUACUUCUUCCCCGAAAUAUUAUUCCAUCCAAAUUUAACAUUCAGGAUUUCUUCAGGAAAAUAAAUCUUAAUCCAGAUAAUUAUCAAGUUGGAAAAUCCAUGGUGUUCCUAAAGGAGCAGGAACGACAGCACCUACAAGAUCUUCUUCACCAAGAGGUGCUCCGUAGAAUCAUAUCGUUGCAGCAGUGGUUCAGGGUCUUGCUGUGCAGGCAGCAUUUCCUCCAUCUGAGACAGGCAUCCAUUAUUAUCCAGCGAUUCUGGAGGAAUUAUCUAAAUCAGAAGCAAGUCAGAGAUGCAGCUGUGCAGAAGGAUGCUGUCCUUAUGGUUAGUGCAGCCACUCUUCUCCAAGCUUCCUGGCGUGCUCACUUAGAGAGGCAGCGGUAUUUGGAGCUCCGGACCGCAGCCACCAUCAUCCAGCAGAGAUGGAGGGAACACUGCAGGCGGAGACACACGGCUGCUGUUUGCAUACAGGCCAGAUGGAAAGGCUGCAGGGAAAGUAAGAGGUAUCAAGAGCAAAGGAACAAAAUUAUCCUUUUGCAGUCAGUAUGUAGAGGAUUCAAAGCAAGACAAAGGUUUAAAGCCUUAAAAGAACAAAGACUAAGAGAAACAAAACUAGAACUUGGAUUGACAAAUAUUGAGCCUUAUGGAGCUCUGGAAAUUCAGGGCUCAGACCCUUCAGAAUGGGAGGAUUGUUCCUUUGACAACAGAGUAAAAGCCAUAGAGGAAUGUAAAUACGUGAUAGAGAGUAAUCAAAUUUGCCAUGAAAGUUCAAUGGGCUUCUUGAAGGAGUCCCCAAAUAAGCGACAGGAGAGAGCCAGAAGCCAUAGUGGUGUGGACUUGCAGGAAGAUGUGAUUGUGAGAGAGAGACCCAAGUCCUUGGAGGAUCUCCACCAGAAAAGAGUAGGUCGGGCCAAAAGAGAAAGUCGGAGAAUGAGAGAACUAGAGCAAGCUAUCUUUAGUUUAGAGUUGCUGAAAGUCCGUUCUCUUGGUAGCACGUCUCCUUCAGAGGAGCGCAGAUGGUCUACAGAACUGAUUCCUGAGGGCCUUCAGUCUCUGGAAGGUACACCUGAUAGUGAAAGCUCUCAAGGAAGUUUGGAACUUCUGAGCUGCGAGGAAAGUCAAAAGAACAAACAAGAGUCUAUAGCUUUAGAUGAAGGAGACUUGCAGUUUCUAUCACCCAAGAUACCUAGCAGUCCAAAAUUUGAAUCACAGGACAAUGCCCUUGGUGACUCAAGCAAAAGUAAUAGUCACACAUUAAUUCAAAAGGGGACAUCCUCUGACUCAGUGCAUUUGAAGAAUGGGACUGUGAAGGAAAAACUGGUUUGCAAUUCUGAAUCUAUUUCUUGUAAGCCCCAGCUGAGAGACUCCUUCAUUUCAAAUAGUCUGCCUACAUUUUUUUAUAUUCCCCAGCAAGACCCACUGAAAACAAGUUCCCAACUAGACACAAGUAUACAGAGAAACAAACUGUUGGAAAGUGAACAAACACAUUCAGCUCUUACUUUGGGUAUCAGCAGGGAAGCAAGGAAGUACCACUUCUCGGGAGAAAAUCAGCUUAUUGCUUCUUUGAAUACAGAGUCUUCUAACAGCCUGUUUAAAAAGUUAGAAAAGCUGAACACUGAGAAGGAGGAAAGGCAGAAGCAGUUGCAGCAGCAGAAUGAAAAAGAGCUGAUGGAGCAGAUACGCCAGCAAACAGAUAUUCUAGAGAAGGAACGAAAAGCCUUCAAGACGAUGGAAAAGCCCAGACCUGUGGAGUCCUCUCUGCGCCAGCCAAAGCAAAGAGUAGAAAGGCCAUCCUCUCUGCUCAUCCUGAACUCCUCGCAUAAGGAAGAGCCCAUGGUACAAGGGACUCCAUCAGCUGUGAAAGGUACAGCGUUUGCUGCAGAGGACAGUCCCUCUUCUCACUUACCCCUGAAGGACCAACCUGUCACUCUGUUCUUUGAAAAAAGAGGAGGCUCCUGCCAGCCUAGUUCUAUCAAGGAAUUAUCGGUGACAGACACAACAGGCACCCAACUGAAUGUAGCCUGUAAGUUCAGUAAUAAUCGCAUUUCAAAAAGAGAACACCUUAGGCCAUCUCAGUCUUAUAGUCACAAAUCUGAUGACCCUUCCAGAGAUGGUACUACUGGGGCCAUUUUCUUCAUGCCAAAGGACAAUAUGAAUAUUUCCCUUGUCAAUAAGGAAGCUUUGAACAUUGGAAAUCCUCAACUCUACAAACGAGAUGAACCAGCUUGGAAACCUAUGAAAUUAACUGGGCCGGGCCAAGGAGAGCAGGUUGCCAGACCGGCCCAUAAAAAGAAAGCUCGAAUGGCGCGGACGCGCUCCGAUUUCUUGACUAGAGGUACUUUUGCUGCAGGGGAGGGGGAUACAGAGGAAGAUGAUUACGAUGACAUUAUUGAGCCCCUUCUCUCCCUUGACCAAGCUUCUCACUCUGAGCUAGGGUCUGUACCCAGCCUGGGUCAGGCCUCUCACAGUGACUCCGAAAUGACAUCACAACGAUUUUCUUCAGUUGAUGAAGAAGCAAAGCUUCAUAAGACUAUGUCUCAAGGAGAAAUUACAAAGUUGGCAGUGAGACAGAAGGCUUCAGAUUCAGAUAUAAGACCUCAGAGAGCAAGGAUGAGAUUCUGGACCAAAGGGAAACAAGGGGAGAAGAAGACCACCAGAGUGAAACCUGCUAUGCAGCCAGAGAGUUCAGCAUCCUUUGCUGGCUCAGAUAGGAUUCCAGCUCAUCCAUUUCCAGAUGAAAUAGCUCAGUAUCACUCAACACCUCCUUUGAGCCCAGAAUUACCUGGUAGUUGCCGAAAGGAGUUCAAAGAGAACAAAGAGCCUUCUCCAAAGGCAAAGCGUAAGAGAAGUGUGAAGAUCAGCAGUGUGGCUUUGGAAUCUAUGUAUUGGCAGAAUGAUUCUGUCCAGAUCAUAGCAAGUACCAGUGAUUUAAAAAGCAUGGAUGAAUUUCUUCUGAAAAAGAUGAAUGACCUAGAAAAUGAAGACAGCAAGAAAGACACACUAGUGGAUGUUGUAUUUAAAAAAGCCCUGAAAGAAUUUCGGCAGAAUAUCUUCAGCUUUUAUUCAUCUGCAUUGGCGACAGAUGAUGGGAAGAGCAUACGGUAUAAAGACCUCUACGCGCUAUUUGAACAGAUCCUGGAAAAGACCAUGAGACUUGAGCAGCGUGAUUGGAGUGAAUCUCCAGUAAGAGUUUGGGUCAACACUUUUAAAGUGUUUUUAGAUGAAUACAUGAAUGAAUUCAAGACUUUGGAUUGUAUACCCACAAAGGUGCCAAAAACAGAAAGAAAGAAAAGAAGAAAAAAAGAAACUGAUUUAGUGGAAGAGCACAAUGGUCACAUCUUUAAGGCCACCCAGUAUAGCAUCCCUACAUACUGUGAGUACUGUUCUUCUUUGAUAUGGAUAAUGGACCGAGCCUCUGUUUGCAAAUUAUGCAAGUAUGCUUGCCAUAAGAAGUGCUGCCUGAAAACCACAGCCAAGUGCUCUAAAAAGUAUGAUCCAGAGCUAUCAUCUCGACAAUUUGGGGUUGAACUGUCCCGUUUGACCAGUGAAGACCGAACUGUUCCUUUAGUGGUAGAGAAGCUCAUAAACUACAUUGAAAUGCAUGGACUGUACACAGAAGGUAUUUACCGCAAGUCUGGUUCAACCAAUAAAAUUAAGGAGCUUCGGCAAGGUCUAGAUACAGAUACUGAGAGUGUAAACCUAGACGACUAUAACAUACAUGUCAUUGCAAGUGUGUUCAAGCAAUGGCUUCGUGAUUUGCCCAAUCCACUUAUGACCUUUGAACUCUAUGAGGAAUUUCUCCGAGCAAUGGGCCUUCAGGAGAGGAAAGAAACAAUCCGUGGUGUAUACUCUGUGAUUGACCAGCUCUCCAGAACUCACCUCAAUACAUUGGAACGCCUUAUCUUUCAUCUAGUCAGGAUUGCUCUACAGGAAGACACUAAUCGAAUGUCUGCCAAUGCUUUGGCCAUUGUGUUUGCACCAUGUAUUCUCCGUUGUCCUGACUCUAUUGACCCACUACAAAGCGUGCAGGACAUCAGUAAGACUACCACCUGUGUGGAGCUGAUUGUUGUUGAACAAAUGAACAAAUAUAAGGCUCGUCUCAAAGACAUCAGUAGCCUGGAAUUUGCUGAGAAUAAGGCAAAAACCAGGCUGUCACUGAUUCGAAGAUCAAUGAAACCUGUACUAAUUGCAGUUAGAUUUAUGAGCAUUACCCGCAGUUCAGUCUCGGGAAAGGGGCGUCUUCGUCGAGGAAACUAUCCAGGUGCUUCCUCUCCUGCUGUUGCUCAGCUGCCCUCUGUGUCUGACAUCCCCGAAGAGACCUUGACUAGUGAGGCAGCCGUGGAGACCGACAUCACAGAACAGCAGCAAGCAGUUAUGCAGCAGGAGGAGCGAGUGCUGACGGAGCAGAUUGAGAGCCUACAGAAGGAGAAGGAGGAGCUAACAUUUGAGAUGCUUGUCCUGGAACCUCGUGCCUCCGAUGAUGAAACCCUUGAGUCUGAGGCCUCCAUUGGGACUGCCGAUAGCUCAGAAAAUUUGAAUAUUGAGACUGAAGGUGCCAUCUCUGAGAGAUCAGAGAGAAGCAUAGCCCUGGGCUCCCUGAAGGCAGCUGGCAAGUCUGAACCGUCGAGCAGGUUGAGUAAGCAGCUAAAAAGGCAGCAACACUCUUGGGAUUCAGCGGACUCCUCGGUGUCUCCUCUUUGUCCGUCUAACACUGCAUCUUCCCGUGGGACCAGAAAACGAUUUCAGAUUUAUUCCAAAUCUCCAUUCUACCGAGCUGCUUCAGCUGGUGAGGCCCUGGGAAUGGAAGGGCCCCCGGGCCAGACCAAAUCCCUAGAAGACAGGCCUCAGUUCAUCAGCAGAGGAACCUUCAACCCUGAAAAGGGAAAACAAAAAUUAAAGAAUGUGAAAAACUCACCUCAGAAAACCAAAGAGACUCCAGAGGGGACAGUGGUGUCUAGCCGCAGAAAAACUGUGGACCCAGACUGCAGCUCCACCCAACAGCUAACUCUCUUUGGAAAUAAUGAGUUUAUGGUCUGAACUGGCAGCUGUGUGUCCUUUUAUGGCCACAGAGUCUUAAACCACAUCUCGUCUUUGGGGCUGCUUCUCAUCGCCUCAUCCACAAUAAUCCAUCCCACUUGUGGUCCCGUUUCCUGCAAGCAUACAACUGAGACCUUGUGUGCUGAAUUCCUGGGUCUUCGGCAGAAGUGGAAGGGCCUCUUUGAAGCCUGCUGGGAAUGGUGCCGGCUGUGCCUUGGCUGCUUCAAUUGACUAGAGAUUUCACUUAACAAAGCCACCCCGGCCCAGGGGAUUUGGGUCAAUUGCGGAGGUCUUUGUAGUUGCCUCUCCUCUGUCCUCUUUUCCCUUCCUAGCCACAGGUGUUGAACUCGGCGGGGUUACGCUGUGGGCCUGAGGAACCCACUGAUUUCUGACAUUUGAAGAAAGCAUAAAUCUUUCUUCACCAUGCAGGCAAAAGUGUUUGGGUUAAUUUGGAGAUAGUUAGGAGCUGGGUUAGAAUAUAAUUUUUUUCCAAGGAUUUAUAAACAAAAAGUCUAAGCACCCUAUUUUAAGAUUUUGGAAAAAUACUCCAUGUUAUAUUCUAGGGAAAGUAAAAAAGCAGUUGUUUCCAUUAAGCCAUCACAGCAUGAUUCUCAGACAUCUGGUUACACAAUGAAGAGAAAGUCAUGGGUUUUUUUUUGAUGUUUGGUGUCAUAGUAAUUGAUGCUGGUUUAACUCCUAGUUAGUUUCUGCCAAAUGCAUUGCAUGGGCUAAAGUUUCGGUAGCCAUACUGUUCUCAUAUUCCCUGGUCUGGGAUCAGGUUCCUCUAAUUUUUUUUAAAUCUCCCAGAGACGUGAUCAUCUCUAAACAUGAGGGUUUCAUCCUAAUCCAUCCAUGCUUUUCUCUUUGUAUAGAGUAAACCGAAGAUCACAUAUGAACCUAUUCAUCUGCUGGUGGAUAUCUACCACAAACUCAGACAAAUAGUGUGACCAUUUAAUCCCUUCUACUGAACAUUUACACACAACACUGCAUGAAUAAGUGUUACAGAAAGCUGCCAAAAAUAUUCGAGUUUUUAAUAUGACCCCUCCAACUUUUAUCUUCUUUUCCUCAGAUCAUCAGUAUUAAAAUAGAUGAGAAAAAAAAAAUCAAGGACUACUUGAAACUAUUUUUGUUAAUAUUCUGGUUACUGAAGUUUACUGUAAAUAUAUAUGUAUAGUAUACAGAUUUCUUUUUAACCUUAUGCUUCCCUCCUCCCUGUGGAAUUUCUUUCCAUAAAUUAGGGGCCAGUGGACAGGGGAGUGAGAGCCACUCAUUCCUGGGUUAAAGGAAAAAUCAAACCAUCUUUUUCACCUGAAUGUCUCUGUGCACCAGAGUUGUAAUAGCAUUUUAAGCUUCUUAGCAUUUGUGGGAUUAGAAAUCUGUCUUUGCUAUUUAUAAUAUAUGGAAAAUGAAACAUGAUACUCUUUCUUGAGAUAUGUGAAAAUGUUUAUUUUUAAAGUUGCUAAAUGCAUUUGUCUAACUACCACUUGCACUGUUCUUAAAAAGAGCCUUUACCAUAUAUAACCUGAAUUUUGGUUGGUUGUUCUUUUCAUACUUCUAUGAUUUGAAGUUAUGGAAAUACUAAGACUUAUUAAGACACAGGCUCUCCUGUUACACAACACUGAACCUCAUGCCACUGCCUCAGUGGUUACUGUGGAGUCCCAGAGGUCAGACUUGGAACGUCAUUCUGAGUGGCAGCUAAAGGUAGCAGAAGUCUUACUUCUUCCUGGUUUGGGUUCAGAAAUGAGCUAGGGAAAGGAACUUUUUUAAGUCCCCAGAAUGAUGAUGGUUACUAAGUAAAUUUUAGAUUUUAUGUCCUGCAAACACCUGCCACCCUAUUUGUGCUGUUUUGAGCAGAGUAAUAAGUGUAAAGCUUUUAGAAUUUGAAUUUCACAGAACCCCUCAGCAUGGUUGUGUCACAGUGGGAUUGCUGGGGCCCCAGGGCCCCACAGCAGGCUGCACAGGCUGCGCGGUGUCCCGGGAGAUUGCGUUGUGCGCUGGGCCUUCUGUGCUGUUCAGUGCUGGGUGCUGAUGCCUACUCUCCCUGUGUUCCAGAACAUGGGCUCGAUGACCAUACAAGAGAAGAGAUUACCCUUGUUGAAUAAUUUCCUUUGUCCCAGAGAAAACACAUUUUGGCCUAUAUUUUGCCUUCUAAAUCUUUGUGGAUUUUUGGGUUUUUUUUUGUUCUUUGCUAAGUUUUUGGCAGUUAAAAAACUACUCAUAUAGGUCACUUUAUAGGAACUAAGUGAUGGGUGUUAAGAGACUUUAUAAUUUUUCUCAGGGACCUGAAACCUGAAUUUGGAUAAAAUUAAAUAAAAGUUUUUGCUAUUUGUUUUUUGGUUGCUAGAUUUGUGGGUUUCUAGUCAUUUAGCAAGCUGCCAGAAUGGAGGGUAAUGGGGAGGAGAAAUCCAUGCAGUUGUAAGAAUGGAGAGCAAAGUGUAGGACCCUCCCUUUGAAGGAAAGAAAGCUGUUGUUCUCAUAGGAUAACAGGCAUUGUUGGCCUGAUAGAGAUAAAGCCAUACUCUUAAAACUAUAAGAACCAAGUACUAUAUCUCCUUCCAUCUCGUGCUAACUGGUCCUCUCCAGUGGUUAAAGUUAUGUCAUCACAAAGUGAUGCGCUAUCAUAAUCACUUGUGAUUAAGAUGUGUAACUUUAAUGUGUGUCCAGUGUGGGUUCCUGUCACUUCUCCUGUGCUUGUUUCCUUUGACCUCAAAUGCCUCGAAAGAAAAUAUCUGCAUGGCAGCACUGGGGCAGCCCCACAUUUGGAACCUGUACUCCAAAAUGUCAAGCCUUGUUCAUUUCACACUUUGCCAGCCCCAGUCAAAGCCUAGUUGUCUACAUUAAAGCCAACAUAUUCCUUAUCAUAGGAAAUGUAAUGGGAGAGAGAAGUGUGAUUUCAGGGUCACAUUGUAUGUCACAUAGAAACAGAUUGCCUCAACAGCAAAUACAGGGAGGCUUCAGGGAGGUGACAUGCUUUACUUUGUAAUGCUUUGUGUACUUCCUGUCAUUUUAAUUUUUCUGCCACUCUAGGCUUCUGAUAACACAAAGGGAGAUACAGCCUUUCCGGUGUGCAUAUGGCAGAGACAGGGAGUCCUGAGGUCAGGGUGGAACACCAGAGCCCUACCCUCUCAUGUUUGGAGACCAGCUACAGCUAUUGCCCUGCUGGGAAAUAAUUGGAGAUUCUGUGUUUAUCACAAUAGGAUUGUUUUCAAUGUCAAACUUAGAGGGUCCCAGAAGCAGGCUGAAAAGAGGUGGUCCAGCAAGGUUCCACAGGCCCACUUCAGUGCCUGUGGCCCUUGGAGUUCAGCUGUAACUAAGGAAUGUGUACCUUUCACAAGCACUUUGGUGAACUAGAGAGAAGAAAUAUUCUCAGGAUGUGUUCAAAACUAAAAGAGUUUUAACUGUUAAAAGAAACACAGUCCAGCUGGCUUUCCCCAUCCUCCUUUCUCCUUUCUCCUCUCCUCUCAGCGGGGAGCUAGACGUGGGGCAUGCGUCAUUCUCUGUUGACAAAUGUGUUACGUCACGCCAGCGCUGUUGCCCACACCGUGCUAUCCUUGAUAGUAAAAUUCCUUGGUACUUGUGGGAGUCCUCUGUCUCUCCAUGCCCCUAAAAUAAUGUUAACCCCUUGUCUCUGGAACCACUCCCACAUUUGAUUUGGUGUUAAAGGGUAACAGCAAAAUGAUGAUUGUGGAGAUGGGUCUGUUAGGUCUUGUUUGUCUCUUGGUUCAAACUAUUUUCAAAAAAGCCCCACAAAAGGGGCUGUCAUCUUGCUAUCCACCCAUACUUAAUAGGUAUUUAUCAGCCCUUUUAGGUCAUAUAAAAGUUGCACCUUUUUAACCAAGCAAUUAUAUUCACUAGGGGAAAGGUGUGGACUACAGAUUAGUAUUAUAUUAUUUUAAUGGAUUUAAAGUAAUUUAUAAGUAUGCUGAGUGUAAAUCUUUAAAAGACUAUGUAUUGUAAAAGGACAUAUCCUGUGAAAUAUAAUAUCAUUUUACUGUUUAACAGAAUAAUUCUAUAAGAAGAGUGGUUUAUCUCACCCAUAGAACUGCUUACAUUCCUGAUGCAAUCAACAGGCACUUUGUAAUUUCCUUUUGGGUUUUUUUUUUAAGGGGGGUAGCAAGCAAGACAUCAUCUGUAUAAAGUGCAGUUUGUGUCACUCAAAAUAUGCGCUGUGUGGCUACACAAAAGCAGCUUGAUGAACAAAUCACUCCAUGGCUCAUUAAAGAACAAAGCUUCUAGAAGCA
Messenger RNA from Manis pentadactyla (Chinese pangolin), 12388 nucleotides. It is a transcript of the gene MYO9A, whose product is annotated as myosin IXA. Gene Ontology annotation, biological process: intracellular signal transduction; positive regulation of GTPase activity. The coding region runs from base 213 to 8147 and encodes 2644 amino acids. The record is from RefSeq and is a predicted model, not a curated record. The transcript is spliced from 44 exons. Gene Ontology annotation, cellular component: myosin complex. Lineage: Eukaryota; Metazoa; Chordata; Mammalia; Pholidota; Manidae. Gene Ontology annotation, molecular function: ATP binding; GTPase activator activity; microfilament motor activity.